Molecule: messenger RNA, 633 nt
Organism: Peniophora sp. CBMAI 1063
Lineage: Eukaryota; Fungi; Basidiomycota; Agaricomycetes; Russulales; Peniophoraceae
Source: the annotation of a GenBank genome assembly
AUGGUGAGCGAAGUUCGCGUACUAGACGCGGAUCAAGUCCACUUCCUCACAUCCGUUCUUGCUCACGACUUUGAGCCCUUCCUUUGGACCGCGGACCCCCUCUUCACUGGAUUUGGUGCCGUCAGCAAGUGGGUGGCGGAUCGCAAGAACAACAUCGUCAAUUUUCACCCCCUGUUCGCAACGCCCGAGGAGGAAGAGAAGAAGGCGUUCCGACAGGCAAUUGAUCGUUUCUUCCGUGAUCAUUACCAUUGCCUCCGAUUCCGUGGCGGCCAGGAGCUCAAAAAACGCACUAGGAGAAGUCUUGCUGGCCCUCCGGUGAACCGGAAGAUCGGUCGUCCCAAGCAUGGUCAGCGCGUGAAGGAUACCCACUUGUACUCUCUACCGUCUCCCGUGCCGGGUGAGAGGAAUACGUUUGCAUCUUGUGGCUACAAGUUCAAAAUCAGCAAGCCUCUUCAGACUAGAUGGUAUUUUCACUGGGACCACUAUGUAGAAAACGGUGGACGCAUCAUCAAGGCUUGCGAGUUCAAUCAACGCAUGGAGAUCCCCGCGAUGGCUGUCAUUGUCCGCGACCCGGAGUGGCUUGCGAAUCAGGAGGGUAUGCAUAGAUACGUUGUCUCUCGCCCAUGGCCCUAG